Molecule: messenger RNA, 5355 nt
Organism: Anguilla rostrata (American eel)
Lineage: Eukaryota; Metazoa; Chordata; Actinopteri; Anguilliformes; Anguillidae
Gene: pheta1
Product: PH domain containing endocytic trafficking adaptor 1
Exons: 3
Coding region: 817-1644 (275 amino acids)
Biological process (GO): retrograde transport, endosome to Golgi; endosome organization; receptor recycling
Cellular component (GO): trans-Golgi network; recycling endosome; early endosome
Source: RefSeq, a predicted model, not a curated record
AACCCCGUCGCUAUGCUGGCAAAUAAUUUUGUGUUAGUUACUUAGCUAUGCCAACUACGCGACCUAACCAACUGUAGGUGUAAGCAGCUUUAAAAUUAACUGGAAUUCUCCAACUGUCGAUAUACUUGGUUAUUUAAGUUUUGUUCAAAUUACUGGACUGAAAGCUAGUUUUUUAACUUCUCGUGCCGCCUAUAAGAACAAAACGCUAGCGUUAGCUUGCUACAUAGAGCUAGCUAAGAAAAAUAGAACUGUGUGACGUGGAAAAACGUUUAGGUUGCCAAAUUUAGCCAAAGCUAGCUACUCCCUUAAUGAAAACGCUUAAAUUAUGGCAUGAUCAACAGGUUUUUUGCGAGAUAAAUGAGAGAUUCUACCAAGUUAUCUGGCUAAAUCUGGGAGAAAACCGCAAGAGCCGCGUCUAGCUGGUAGUUGGUUGUUAUAGUCAGGGAUGUUUUUGAAGCAAAAUCUUUGAAUCAGCUGUUUUGUUUGUAGCUAGGAAUUUUGGCUAACUGAUGCAAAAAUGGGGCCAUAUGCACAAGUGUCGUAACUGUUAGCAAAAAUGUAUGCCUGUGUACAGAAUUGGAUUGUUAGACUGUGUCUACUAUAGCUAGUUAGCACCUAUGGCUGAGCUGUAAUGCAGGAGUUGUUAACACAACACGAAUAGCUAACCGUAACGUUUGAUGUGUUUGAACAGACGUGGGUCACAGUGUAGGGGAAUGUUGGUCUUCGGAAACACUCGACGUUGCGCUGUGGACCAGGGACGAGGACAGUCCGUGCAGGAUAUGAAAUAGACGUGCAGAGCUGCAGUCCGGCGGCAGGAUGAAGCUGAACGAGCGUAGCGUCGCCCACUACGCCACCUGCGACUCGCCGCCCGACAAGACGGGCUUCCUGUUCAAGAAGGGCGAGCGGAACACGGCGUACCACCGGCGCUGGUUCAUCCUGAAGGGGAACAUGCUCUUCUACUUCGAGGACCGGGAGAGCCGGGAGCCCAUCGGCGUCAUCGUGCUGGAGGGCUGCACCGUGGAGCUGUGCGAGUCGGCGGAGGAGUACGCCUUCGCCGUCCGCUUCGACUGCGCCCGCGCCCGCGUCUACAAGAUGGCGGCGGACAGCCAGGCGGCCAUGGAGUCGUGGGUGAAGGCGCUGUCUCGCGCCAGCUUCGACUACAUGCGGCUGGUGGUGCGGGAGCUGGAGCGGCAGCUGGAGGAGCUGCAGGACGGCGCGGGGGCGGGGCCUCUGCAGGGGCGGGGCAAGGCGGGCAGGAAGCAGCCGGGCGGCCGCGCCAAACCCCCCCACGCCCACGCCCAUGCCCCCGCGGCCUACGCGCGGCCCCCCCAGACGGAGGAGGCGCAGCCGCCGCCGCCCCCACUGCCGGGGGGUGCGCGGGAGAACGGGGUGGCCUGGAGCAGGCCCGGGCCCCCGCCCAACGGCCGCGAGAGCCCCCCGGCCCCCCCCCUCUGGGACGGGAGCGAGGGCAGCGACGGGGUCAGGCCGCCCCCCGUGCCCCCGCGCCGGAGGAGCGCGGAGGGUGGCUCCGCCUCCUCUCUGGAGAGCCCCGUCUCCCCGGACACCGUGUGCUUCGCCAAACUCCACAGGUGGUACGGGAGGGAGGUGGAGCUGCUCAGGAAGGAGUGGCAACAGAGCCAGUGAGGAUCAGAGACUCUUACACACACACACACACACACACACAUGCGCACGCAUGCACUCGCACACACACACACACCACCUCCCACACACGCGCACUCGCACUCACACACAUGCGCUCGCACACACACACACACCACCUCACGUGUGCACACACAUACACACCAUCGCACACACACCACAUCACACACACACACACACCAUCUCUCGCACGCACAGAUGCGCACACACAAAAUACACACAAUGCAUAUAUGCGCUUGCACAUAUGUACACAUACAUAAUGAAUAUGUGGUUAUAGAAGUAUAAGCACACAUGCACACAGACUCCUGGCAUCCUCCUCAAGGACAACCAUGGUGUGAACUGCCUGCAGCUCACCUGUACAGCAUCCAUUUCUGUGCUCAACCUGUUUUUAAUGUCUGUCUGUCCAUCUGCCCGCCUGUCUGUCCGUCGGUCUGUUUGUCUGUCCUCCUGUCCGUCCAUUCGUCUGUCUGUCUGUCUGUCUGUCUGCCAGUCGAGCUGAGCUCUUCCUUCCUCCUCUGCUCGUGGGCAGAGUCACAGGAAAAAAAAAGAACCAGUGCCGUUCUCGUCGACUCAGCACUUUGGGCUGCCUGGCGAGUUACUCUGGCUGUUAAGACUCUUUGUCACUUUGGUUUUGUCAUUUCAGUUUUUGUGCUUACGAUGUAUUUUUAACUGUGCUCUUUGCUUUACCUCGUUUUCUACAAGAAAGAAAACUGGUUACUUAAAAACAAAAAAAAUUGCAGUCAUAUAUAUAUAUAUAUAUAUAUAUAUAUAUACUGUUUAUUUUUUAUUUUUUACUGAUAUUAUUCCUGUUAUUAUGGAUCUGAGGUCCUUUUGUGACUAAAUGUAGCUCAAAAUGUCACAAUUCACAUUUUGAAUUUUGUGCGUGCUGAGAUCUUUAAAUUGUGUUUUUAUUAUUUUUUUACAAUUUUUUAAUCAGCCAGUAGGUGAGCAUGGGAUCUGCACAGGUGCAUCCGACAGGAAGAAGCUUCACUUUCAGAGGCUUUCAAAAGUGUCCAGCUGUCCAUCAGUUACAUGCGUCAGAGUAUUCUGACGGGUACGAGCCGACUGAAUAGGGUAGCAAGUGUCUGUCUUUCACCGGCUGCAUUGCCUGCGUCCUACCACUAGGGGGUGCCAUUUUGUUCUUAGGAAACGAUGAUCCUGCACCGUGACCAGGAGUCCGCAGUGGGUGCGUCACCAUUACGUUUCACUCCUCCCUUCCUUUCCUCCACUCCCCCACUACCGCUCGUCUCCCACCCGGAUGUAUGUGGAGAAAAGGAGGAGGGGAGAUGAGUUUUUAAGCCGCUUCUCCAGUACAGUUCUGUGCACUUUGCCCAUGUCCUUCCGUAUUGGGACAGUGGAGGGAGGGAGGGAGGGAGGGAGGACACAAAGAUCGGUUUCCAGAGCAUGGAGGAGAGGAGGUGGCAGUGGAGGAAAGGAGGAUAUGUUUUGGGACGCACCCUGGGACUUUGGUCCAGCAGGGGUGGGACCAGAAUUUACCCAGGGUUUCUCACAGUACAGCUGCUGCUUUCCUGCUUCUGCCUAACCGUGCAGCAGGUGUCUGUGGACUAGUACCCGCCAUCAGCGAGCGAUGUGCGUUUCCUCCCCUUACCAGUAGGUGGCACCUCACAAAUUUCUCAUUGGCCAAAAGCGGGUUGAGCCCAGGCAUUUUCUGUGGACCUCGUACGCCGAAUCCUGCAGUCACACAUUAUCUGCUGAUUAGCAGAUUAAAAUGCUUUCAUUACUUUCCUGAUUUCCCUCCCUUCCAGUACAAAAUCACAAAACCUGCCUUUUUAAAAAUGAUUCCUUGACUCCACUAUUCGCACUAGAAAGAUGCUAAACGGCAAAUUUGUGUAUGAUUUUCAUACAAUUUAAUUGCUCUCCCCAUGACCGCACCCUUAGUUGGCUGGACAUGGCACAGUAGCAUAAUUUGGUGGUUCCAAAAUGUGCAGAGAAAAAAAAAAAAAAAAAAAAUCUAAUUUAAAAAAAACGAAGUGGUGUUGUGGGCGAAUGUUGCCUCUGGCAUAUUGUGAAAAUACAUGCUGAAUGUGUUGUUGUCAAAUGUUUUUAAAAACCUGUUCUGCUUUGCCAAGGCAGCAUACGGUAGAGACCGUGGUGUGUUUUUAUGGGGCCCUCCUUGGUCUGCUAGUGUUCGCUGCGAACCCAGGAGAGACCCUGAAAUCUGUGACACCUUGAAAUCUGUGGCUCUUCCUCGUCCUGCCAAAACCGUGCGUGGUUUACCAGCAUUCAGUAUUACUAUGUGACAAGGGCUGAUGAUUUGGCCAGCAAAAUCCUCACGGAAACCUUGGGAUGGGGGGGGGGGGGGGGAGGUUGGGAGAUGGGGGAUUGGGGGGGGUUGCAUGCUUUCGGGUUUUAACUUGCGCCCACACUAUGUACUCUAUUCUGUAGUGUGGGGCUUUAUUACAGAAGAGCACUGCAGGUUUUAUUCUUAUAUCAAUGGUGAGAACUCGUCAUUAUUGGGUUCUGUUUUUAAGCACAGUUUGGGGAUGAUGCAACUGUAGAACUUGCAAGUAUAUGCAUCGCCGCACUGUUUUAAACUGUAUAAAUUCUUAAGCUCUUGUUCUCAGCAUAAAUAUCAGGUGGGACCCUAUUGUCCCUGUCGAUUGGGAUGUUUUGGUACGUGAAGUCGGGGGUGCGGAGGCGGACAUUUUGGGAUAAUGGGUGUUGGGACUCCAGUCGAAAAAACCAAACUUAAUUGAGAUGAGUUGUGUUAUAGUGUCACCAUCACUUCUGGCUUUCUGCUGAUACAGACAAAAGCUUUGAUGUGUGCAGUAGGUCACACCAGCUCUGCGGGUAAGAAAGAAUGAACCAAAUGAUGAUUUUUCUGAAUGUGGAGUUCCUCUUUAACUGGUACACGUUUGUAAAUAACCAGGAAGUGUUAAGUUGUUGGUACUGCAUUUGGAGAAGUUGAAUACUUCCCAGUCAAUGGCAUUCAGUCUGUUUGUUUUACUGGCUGUUUUUGCAACCCCUAAACUUGUAAUAUUUCUCAUGUACAUUACCCACGUAGUCUUCAGAAUGCAUUCCUCAUUUAUAUUCUUACUGUUUUUAUUCCUGGUUUUGGAGAAACCUGUUUAAAAGCUUUGACAUUGUGACCUUGUUGCCUGAGGGGGACUGGCCAAAAGAGGAGAUUGAUCACUUUAAAUCCCAAAUCUUCAGCCAAAAACAAUAGCUGUACUCGGAGUAAACCCACAUUGUGUGGUUGUCCUAGACAAGAGGAGCAGGCUUUUGAAUAUUUGGCAACUCUUGUCAGCUCUUUAUCAGCUGUUACCAAAACUGAAUAUACCUGGAUUUUUAUUUUGCCAUUGAAUCUUUUGUAACAACGUGUUUGACCAUGCAGAAGUCUUGAAAUAACUGAAAACGAAUGUGCAUCUGCCCCGAGAUUUCUGGCAACUCUCGCUGAAGUUAAAAAAAAAAAAAAAGUUUUGACAGUUUGUAAGAAGUACUGGUGAAAUAAACCGUGUCUGGCGCCAAGAAACGAGUGUCAGUAACCGGAAACCUGAAACCGAAAGACUGAAUAAACCGAAAGACCGAGUAGAUCACUGAAAUGGGUGUAACAUGGCCAUCUUCCAGGACACCGCAAUCCGUUUUCAUUUUUGAGCAUUAAAUGAAUGCGGUAAGAUUGGAGUCACUGCGGUGACUACAGUGUAUUAGUAGACAAAUAAACAAAUAUUAAACGAU